Nerophis lumbriciformis (worm pipefish) is the source of this 1398-nucleotide messenger RNA. The record is from RefSeq and is a predicted model, not a curated record. NCBI's taxonomy places the organism in Eukaryota, Metazoa, Chordata, Actinopteri, Syngnathiformes, Syngnathidae.
AUGGCUGACAGUCUACAGGAUCAUCUUCAAUGUCCCACCUGUCUGGACGUCUUCAAAGAUCCUGUCAUGCUGCCGUGCAGUCACAACUUCUGCCAUGCGUGUCUGCAGCAGUGGAAAGAUAAAGGAGAACGAUUGUGUCCACUCUGUAGUGCAGAGUUUAGUUUGAUGGAUCCGCCUCCGAACUUGGCACUGAAGAAUCUGUGUGAGAACCUUUCACGUGCCUCAGUCAAGUCACAAGAUAUGUGCAGCUUGCACAAAGAGGAACUCAAACUCUUCUGUUUGGACCACCGAGAGCUUGUGUGCCUCGUCUGCAGAGACGCAGAAAUCCACGUUGGCCACAAGAUCCGGCCCCUCGAAGAAGUUGUGAAAGGACAUCAUGAGGAACUCCAGAAUGGCUUCCAAAACGCCAAGGAAAGACUCAAAGAUUACGAAGAGUGUAGAGAAAACUGCAAUGAACAGGCAGAGUACAUCAAAGUCCAGAGGCAGACGGUCGAACGCAAGAUUAAGAAGGAUUUUGAGGAGCUCCGUCGCUUCCUCGACAUUGAGGAGGAGGCCAGGUUGGCUGCGAUCAGAAAGGAGGAGGAGGAGAAGAGUCAGACCAUGAAGGAGAAGAUUGCGACUCUCAGCGGAAAAAUGGCCGCUCUCUUGGAUGUCAUCAGAAGCACUGAGGAGCAGCUGACGUCUGGCAAUGUUUCUUUCAUGAAGAACUUCAAGACUGCACUGAGCAGUAUCCAGGAGCUGCCUGAAAAGCCACAGCUGCUGGCAGGAGGAUUGCUGGAUGAAGCCAAACACGUGGGCAACAUCAAGUUCAAGGUGUGGGAGCAGAUGAAGGAGAUGCUCGCCUACAGUCCUGUCAUUCUGGACCCCAACACGGCUAGUCCAGAUAUCAGUCUGUCCGAAGAUCUGAGCAUUCUGUGUUGCGAAGAUGUACAGCUGGAGUGUCCAAAGAAUCCAGAGAGGUUCUGGUUGAAGUCUGUGCUGGGUGGUGCUUUGGACUCGGGAAAACACGUGUGGGACGUUGAGGUGGGAGACAACAAUAACUGGCAAGUGGGGAUCAUGUGGGUGGACCCUUUUUUGCCAGAUAAAAUGGGUGGUUGGUACACUGGAUUAUGGGAUGGAAAAUACAAAAAGCCCGAUGCCGCAUACGGAAAAUGGAAUCCGCCUGUCAAAGUGCAGACGAUCAGAAUUGAAGUGGACAUGAAUGAAAAGUCAUUGUCCUUCUCUGAACCUCUUGCAAACACCAAGUUGUGGAGUGCUCAGAAGCCCUCUGAUUGGCCAGACUUGUCCGGUAACAUCAAAAUGUAUCCUUACUUUCACACACGUAAAAAUUCUCUAAAGAUAAUGCCCAUUGCACCUUGUGUUACGACUCCGAUCAGUCGUCAUGUUAACACGGCUUGA